CAUCCUUCUCUCACACUACAAGUCUUACCACCUCCUGAUCACUCUUCUAACCACCAACUCAAAUGGCUGCAACUAUGGCCCUCUCCUCCCCUUCCCUCGCCGGAAAGGCCGUGAAGGUUGCCCCAACAGCCUCCGAGAUCUUCGGCGAGGGCCGGGUUUCAAUGCGCAAGACUGGUGGCAGGCCAAGACCUGUUUCAGGCAGUCCCUGGUACGGUCCUGACCGUGUCAAGUACCUCGGUCCCCUCUCUGGUGAGCCACCAUCUUACCUCACCGGUGAAUUCCCCGGCGACUACGGCUGGGACACUGCUGGUCUCUCCGCAGACCCAGAGACCUUCGCCAAGAACCGUGAGCUCGAGGUCAUCCACUGCCGCUGGGCCAUGCUCGGAGCCCUCGGCUGCGUCUUCCCUGAGCUCUUGUCACGCAACGGUGUCAAGUUCGGUGAGGCAGUGUGGUUCAAGGCUGGUGCACAGAUCUUCAGUGAGGGUGGCUUGGACUAUUUGGGCAAUCCCAGCCUGGUGCACGCUCAGAGCAUUCUUGCCAUCUGGGCUUGCCAGGUUAUCCUCAUGGGCGCCGUUGAGGGGUACCGCAUUGCUGGUGGCCCUCUCGGAGAGAUCACUGACCCUCUAUACCCGGGAGGCAGCUUUGAUCCACUGGGUCUCGCUGAUGAUCCAGAGGCAUUCGCGGAGCUGAAGGUGAAGGAGAUCAAGAACGGUAGAUUGGCCAUGUUCUCAAUGUUUGGAUUCUUUGUUCAGGCCAUUGUGACAGGAAAGGGACCAUUGGAAAACCUGGCCGACCACCUUGCCGAUCCCGUCAACAACAAUGCCUGGGCUUAUGCCACCAACUUCGUCCCUGGCAAAUGAGUGAUCGAGGAGCAAUGGUCGUUGUUUGUCUGAUGCUCCAUCUUAUUCCCGAGCGUCGAAUUAUGUUGGGCACUGUAAUCUCGCGUUUCUGGGAUUGAGAUUAGCGUUGCCAAUGUACAAUAUUGAGCUCUGUACCCGUGGUUUUAUUCUCAGCAAUGUUUAUGCAAUGUUUUUCCGUCUAUUCUUCAGUUCGGGGCACCACCGCCCGGUUUGAACCAUCCUCUGCCCCAGCUCGUUCAAAUAAUACUAUUUUAUUUUAAUUA
Molecule: messenger RNA, 1123 nt
Organism: Dioscorea cayenensis subsp. rotundata (Guinea yam)
Lineage: Eukaryota; Viridiplantae; Streptophyta; Magnoliopsida; Dioscoreales; Dioscoreaceae
Product: chlorophyll a-b binding protein of LHCII type 1-like
Exons: 1
Coding region: 63-860 (265 amino acids)
Biological process (GO): response to light stimulus; photosynthesis, light harvesting in photosystem I
Cellular component (GO): plastoglobule; chloroplast thylakoid membrane; chloroplast envelope
Source: RefSeq, a predicted model, not a curated record